CUUUAUAAAACAGCCCUGUGUGAACGCUCAUCAUCAUCACGGCCUUUUACGAAGAAAAUUACAGAUCUGAUAUGAGUUUUGAGAGAGAGAGGAGUGCAGCCAUGACAAUGUGCAGUGUGCUGAACGACAUACGGUUGGAAGAGGAGCUAUGCGACGUGGUCCUCAGAGUGGACGAGGUGGAAUUCAACGUCCACAAGACCAUCCUCUGUGCGAACAGCCAGUAUUUCAAAACCCUGUUCACGACAGGGAGCAGCUCGGAUCAGAAGGUGUACACCAUGACGAAUGUAUCUCCAGACAUCAUGGCGAUUAUAAUCCAUUACAUCUACACCCAGGAGAUCCGAGUCACCACUGAUAACGUGCGGGCUGUGUUGGUCAUGGCCAAUUACCUGCUCAUGCGAGACCUUGUCCGUGACUGCUACAACUUCCUGAACGCACAUCUCAGCCCGGAAAAUCGCUUCAGGAUUUGGCAGGACGCCGACGUUCACUUGUACAGGGAGCUGUAGGAUCAGGCCUACACCUACACGUUGCACAUCACGUCCUGGACAUGAAUAUCGUUGAGCUGCUGUGUGAUAUCCGGGCUUCCCGACGUACACCGUCCUGUACGAUGACCUUGUCUAGACGUGGAGCUCUUAAAAACGCUAUUAAACUACAUCCCAUUGGCAGAA
Messenger RNA from Ictalurus furcatus (blue catfish), 665 nucleotides. RefSeq names its product kelch-like protein 10. NCBI's taxonomy places the organism in Eukaryota, Metazoa, Chordata, Actinopteri, Siluriformes, Ictaluridae. The record is from RefSeq and is a predicted model, not a curated record. The transcript is spliced from 2 exons. Bases 72 to 503 code for a protein of 143 amino acids. Gene Ontology annotation, molecular function: protein binding.